AAAGUGUGGCUUCUUGUGCAGUUGCAGUGUACUUGCAAGGCUUUCAGCUCCUGGAUUGAUUUCCUGCAUAAUUCCAAGGUGGGGUUUUAUAAUUGGACAUUCAUGGUAAUAAAGAAACAGGAACUGAGGCAGUGAAAAUAGACUGAGAGCUUGAUUCGACUUGGCUUAUCUUGACUAGAACUCAAGAGCAAAGGCAUGAAUAUGUGUUGAAAUGUUCUAGAACUGCAGCUCGAACCUCUCAAAGUGACUGAAUCCUCAGGUCUUAUCUGACUCCUGUGCGGGAUGAAGAAGCAGAAUCCCUAAGAAAGGCACGAUCUAGACAAGCUCGCCAGACCCGCAGGUCUACGCAGGGUGUAACACUGACAGAUCUUCAGGAGGCAGAAAGAACCUUUAGCCGAUCUCGGACAGAGAGGCAAACUCAGGAACAGCCAAGUGAAAAAUCUGGAAGAAUUGAAACAGCUGAAGAAAGCAGUGAGAAAGGAGACGAGACUUCAGCAAGGGAACCCAGGGAAACUCUCUCACGAUGGAGCAGGAACUUGGAUGAAGAGUCUGUCAGUCAUCGAUUGAGAUGUCCAGCGCCAGACAAAGCUACAAGUCCCAUCUCUCCAACAGUAACCCCUUUCCUUUACUCAAGUUCUCAUGUGCCCAGAACAAGUAAAUCUAUAGCUUCGGACUCGGUGAGCCCAGCAGACUUCCAAAGCACACCUGUCGGCGACAUGGAGAAAAAUGAAUAUGAAGAUCAGGAUUUGGGUGACAGGUCUUCAAGCAAGCAGUCAGUUCGGGAGCGGAGGCGACCGAAAGAGAGGCGAAGAGGCACAGGAAUCUCUUUUUUUACAAAGGAUGAUGAAGAAAUGGGUGAUACUGAGGAAGUAAAGGAACCUAGGCAUGAAAGACUUUCCAGGUUGGACACUGCAAGUUCAAACACUGGCACCAGCGAUAGCUAUGGUGAUCGGCCCUUAGGUCGCAGCACUGCCUACACCAGGAGAGAGAAUCGCCUGGCUGCCCUCAGCAGCAGAACAGAGGAUGACAGUAGCAGGGACUAUAAAAAACUCUAUGAAAGUGCCCUGUCUGAAAAUCAAAAAUUGAAGUCAAAACUACAAGAUGCACAGGGGGAGCUUGCUGACAUCAAACUGAAAUUGGACAAAAUAGCACAGCAGAAGCAAGAAAAAACCUCUGACCGUUCAAGUAUGCUUGAAAUGGAAAAGCGGGAAAAACGAACCCUUGAGCGGAAACUUUCUGAAAUGGAAGAGGAAAUGAAGGUUUUGACAGAUCUGAAGUCAGACAAUCAGCGGCUGAAAGACGAAAAUGGAGCCCUCAUCCGAGUCAUCAGUAAACUCUCAAAAUAGUACACUGAGCAGAGGAGGGAUAUGAAGAGAGGACUUAUGUGCACAAGCUGCCAACCCUGCCACUUGCUUUUGAUCCUCCGGUUGAAAGAACUUCUGGAGUUUUCGAGAUGGAACAGUUGGUCACGCCCUCUGCUACCUUGCACCUUGCUGGGCUUUCUCAUAUUGCACAAUGCGCAUCCCUUUGCCCUCAAAUGCAUGGCAUAUCCAACCACCAAUUUUAUUAUUUUUAGAAUGUUGAAAUAAUCCCAUCGUUCCAAGGGACAAAGAAUGGGUUAGUCUCCUCUGAGCUACCCCAACAAUCUGCUGUAAGCCCUAUUUCCGUCCACCAUAACCCCAUGGAAAGAAGCAUCUACUGUAAUAAGUUAUAUGGAAAUGACUAUACUUUGUUGAUCCAACAUGUCUUAAGGUGGUGGAGUAGGGGAUAGGGAGUGAGACUGGGAAUUGUCUUGAAGAUGUAUGGGAGUCUGCAAUGCUGUGAAUGCCACAGUGACUUAUUUCUCUGAGAGUCUAUGACAACAGUUACUUGGCUUGGAGAUCUGGGUUCUCCUUGUGUCUCAGUAGCUGACUGACUUAUUUAAUUUAAGAUUUUAAAUCUAACUUAACUUUGGGAUCUAAAUUAGUGUUUCCUCUGUUUUUCUUUUCCUCUGCAACCCACCUCAUUAUGCUUCCUAUACUGUUUCUUUCUGUGAUAACCUUUGCUGGCAUAGUUUAAUACAAUUUUUUUUUAGCAUCCACCUUCUUCAGCUAACAUUUUGCCCUCAUGAUUCAAAUGAGAAAGUAUUUACCAGCAGAAUGGUUUACCAAGUUCUGUGAAUUAUCCAUGCAGGCAAAACAUAUAUACAAGACACCAACACGCCUUUUAUUAGCAAAACAGCACACUCCUUUUUGACACUUACUGCAUGAAAAAGCCCUUUGAAUAUCUAGUCAAACAUGUUGUAUAACUAUGGUAAAUUUUCAAUGGAUCGUGAAAUCAGUUGAAGGUAUAAAAGUGUUUGGGGAGUUAAAAGCAGGAGAUGUAGAGAAACUGAGUAGAGAUGCUUAUCACUGUGGGAAGUGAGGGUCCUCAAUCCUGAUGGAAAGACUUGAACAUUCUGCAUAAUAUCUGAUACCGCAGUCAUUUUGCCUGUCAUAAAUUCAUUCACGUUUUAUAUCUAGUAAGGAAAUUACCAGCAGGAUUUGCAUUGCUCAGACCCUGUUUUCUGUAUUUACUGUAAAUGACUGUCAUGAAUUCUUAAAAUGUGACUGUUUCAUAUGACAUGUUUUGCUGUUUUUAAGAACCAGCUUUUACCUGCAGAUCCUAGUGAAGAGUCCUGGUCUAUAACAUGUUACCUUGUUCAGUAGGCUGGUUUUCCCCCCAUGUGUUCUUCCUCUUCCAAGACAUGCUGUUGUUUUCAUGAAGCUAUUUGAGUCUUCAGAUACCUUGGCUUUGGUAUAACUUUCUCACCAUUGCUUAGAAAAGAACCAGUGGGAACUGAGACUAGCCACUCACUACUAGAUUUGUGAGUUCUGUCAAGGUAGGACACUCCUAGCAGUGUUCAGUGGGGCAAGAUGUCCAUCUAUGUUUGCUUUACUAUGGAUCACCUUCUAGACAAAAGUAUAGUUGGCCUUCAUAAUCUUUGGAUGUUCCCAACCCAGAUGUUUGCAUUCCCAUCAAUUGGACAGAAUUGCAGUGAAUUCUCUUAAGAGCCAGUCAUCCCCAUGUCUGGAUUGGCCAAUAGAGUUGCUUCUUUCCUUUGGUUUCAAACUCUAGUAUAGUGAAUGUUUUUGCAUAUCAAUUUUGAACAGAAAGAAACUAAAACCUGAGUUUUUCAGUAGCCUGGGAUAUUGUCUUGCAUUCAAACUCUUUUUGAAGAACACACAUUCAGGUUUUUUGAUGGGUCAAUUAUAUUGUGCAAUUCCUUAUACUUCUAUUGAUAUGAUCCAUUGCUCUUAUAAACCGACCUUUGUAUGUUUAGAGUUUUUGAUGCUUACCUUACUUUCCACUUCUUGUCCCAGACCUAGAUAACCCAAGAACCAGUACCUUCUUUAUGCAGUUAGGGGCUAAAGUAUGUCCUGACCUCUCUGUGAGUGAUACUUUCCAAGUCUCAGGCAUGCUAGCUCAUUAUCUGGCAGAUUUUUAUAUGGGCAAGAAAUUUCAGCUGAUCCUGUUUGUCAUAAACAGUCAGUUAUAAUCCAUUCUGUAGUGAUGAUCUAUAUUCUGCUGUAGUCAGUUCCUACUGUAAUAUGAUUAAACCAUUCACACAGUUUCAUCUGUAUGACCUUAAUGGCAAAACUAUACUAGCGCAUAUAGGAUUUAGGAAACAUGAAAGUUGGUGCCAUAUGGAGGACUAAAGUUAGGAUCCAGUAUAUAAACUUGCACCCUGUCUAGGUUGGAAAUUGUGUGAACAAAUUAAUCCAUUUGACUAGCCAAAGUACUAACUUGGUGCUAGAGAAAAAAUGGCAUCAAUAUAUCCCAGAGGGUCAUUGUCGGCAGUUGUCAUGCAGCUGGACAUUCUGGACUGCAAGAUAUGCGUUCUGAUACACUUUUCCCUGUUCAGUGCUCAGCGUUGUCUCCCUUGGUAAAAUAUCAAGGGCUUUUCCAAGUAAAUCAAUUGAGAACCUGUUUUUAUCCCAGCACUAAAAUAAACAGUUAUUUUAAUAUAGGUUUUAAAUGAUGGAGCAAACUUUCCUGAUGAAGUUAGCUCUCACACAGGUAGAUUUGCCUCUGGUUUUAACCAAGAAAAUCCAGAGAGGCAAAAUUACUGUUACUGGAUAAUGAUGGCUUAAUACCAGUAAAUUUUAGUGUUCAGAAGGAUUUUAUUUAAUGGUAUGAUUAUGGAGUAUGCUAGGAUGUUCUCUGCAUAAAUUGCAGGUUGUAGAGAGAAACUAUUGAAAUCUUAGUCUGAGUGGGCUUAUAUGGGCAUUCAAGCUGUGGGCACUGGAAGAGUUUUCUUUAAACUUCUCAGUGGAGCUCUCUUCUAUACUGCUUUCUUACCCUUAAAAGCUUUUAUAGCUAAGAUGUACAUCACAAGCCGUAUGCAUGUAUAUGGUCUUAUAAACCUCUUCCACAGCAAAGCUGAAUUUUCUCUGCAACUAUUUCUUUGAAUUAGGAAGCCUUUCUCUGAGUAAGGAAGAAAUAGGGAAAUAGGACCAGCUUUGUUACCCACAAAUCAUAAAUGUAAUGGGCGGAAUUGUUGGUCAGAGUGAAGUUUCAGGUGACACUGGAGGCAUGCAGAAAGAACUAAAUAGACAUUUGUAUAAAGAAGUCUCAAGAGCUGACAUUCUGUGGCUGACUUGGGUUAAGAGGGGCUGUGAUGUAUUUUAGAAAUAGUGGUGUACAGUUGUGAUAGUGAAUAAAGGCUGAGCAGUUAGUGGGAAACAUUGUCAAAUGAACAAUAGAGGUAUAAGCUGCAAGAGCAAGUAUGUUUUCAGAGUGGCUUCAGCUAUAUCUAAUGACAGUUGACCAAGUACAGUGUAGUAGCAGCUCUCAUCAUAUCUGUAUUGGUUUGAUGUUAGCAGAGGAUUUAUGGACAAGUCUAAGGAACUGAACAGAUGUGUUUCAGCCAGUCAUUGAAUGGCAUACCUGUAAGAAGGGAAGUGUUAUGAGUGUGCUAUGUUCUGUCAAAUAAAGUCAGAUUGGUUGAUGGGUUUUUGUCUACAUGACAGCCCUAUAAAGACCUGACAGCAUAGUAAUUGGUAUCUUAUCACUUCCAUAUAGGUGAACCCCCCACCAUCAGUGUGGCUGUUCAUUAGUGUUUAAAGCUCUUAUUCCCAUGGAGUCACAAGGAAUGAUAAGACUAGCUCUAGCUGUGCUUAGGCAGACAGGAGACAACAAUUUGCUUGAUAUUACAGGAAAGUCAGGUCCAUUGGUGUCUGAAGAAUGGGACAAUUGGAAAGGUUCAGGAUAAAAUGUAUUGUUGCUGUGGCCAAAUGUUGCCUCAAGUGAAUUCCCAGGCAAAGGUUAAGCUUAAUGUGUGAUCAUAGAGAGGAAAAUAUGGUCAGUUUACCAACUUAGGACAGGAACACAACAUAUAUAGUCUUGCUUACCACAUAACUACUAGCAUUGUUUUUAAAGAUGGAGGGUUACCUGUGAUGAUACACUUUGCAUCCCACCUUGGAUUUUGACUCUUUCCUAAUGUCUUUCUUGUAGCUUUGUGUGCAUCAGUAACUGAAUCUGCUUUGGUAAUACUUCUCAGGUAUUUUGAAGCCUCCCUUCCUUGCUGAGAUCAUAGUUCUGUCACUUGCACUGGCUGCACCUUUUAUACAGCCUUUCCAAGAGUCCUGAGGCUGCGCGAUGGGUUUGCUGUAGGUCCCUUUUCUCCGUGCUUUCAUCUUAAGCAGCUGACAUUGUAGCUGAGCUAAAGCACAGGGCAGCUCCUAAGUCCAGCACUUGUGUAUGUAGUUCCUCCUAUGGUCAGAUAUAUGAAAAAGAAUGUAAUAUUCUCUUGAAAGAAGACUUCUUUGCUUUGAAUUUAUAAAUCUCUGGGGCCUUUUCUUGGAUUGUGUUAGGCUUGGAUCACAUUUGCCUUCAUGUUUUAAAAAUACUUUUGUGUGGCUUGACUACUUGAGGCAGCAUGUCCCAAGAAGAGCUCCAUACCAAGGGUACCCCUGAACAGCUCACAAGUGUUGGUACUUGAAAUUAGCUACAUCCAUGGUCACUUCUGUCCUUCUCGUUUCUUUCCCAUGGCGCUAAUUUCCUCUCUCUCUCUGAGAUGAGUUGGUAAAUAUAUCUUUUUAACUAUCCUCAAUAAAACUGAUCAACAGCAGGGCCUAAUCCAUUGCUGCAAAACCUGUUGUGCUUCCCCCACCACCCUUUGUUCAUGCUGUUGAGGAUCCUAGCAAGGAGAACUCCCUUAAAAUGCUAACUCCUGGGGAAGAGAGUGUGGUGUUCUGCUGUUGGCUUGCUAACUUCCUGAGCAGCGAGUAUUCUGUAAUUAUCUGUUUUAAGGAGAGUUUUACAGAUUUGUGUAAAUACAGUACUUGGAGAAAAGACUAGCCUGUGAGUGGUGGGAAAGAAUGUAUUUUUAUGCAACUUUUUGAGUGGCCUUUCAAACUCUGAGAUGAAUGAUUUUUGUUUUACUGAUUGUUAUAUAGCGUUCGAAGUAUUAUGUUUGAAAGUUUGGGAAUAAUAUUCACAGCUAUAUGAUGCUUGUAAACACAACAGUAUUUAUAAAUGAAUAAAUAAGUGCUUUAACACU
This is a messenger RNA of Gekko japonicus, 6523 nucleotides long. RefSeq names its product protein phosphatase 1 regulatory subunit 12B-like. The record is from RefSeq and is a predicted model, not a curated record. Lineage: Eukaryota; Metazoa; Chordata; Lepidosauria; Squamata; Gekkonidae. Bases 717 to 1346 code for a protein of 209 amino acids. The transcript has 12 exons. Gene Ontology annotation, molecular function: protein kinase binding; enzyme inhibitor activity; phosphatase regulator activity. Gene Ontology annotation, cellular component: Z disc; A band; cytoplasm.